UGCAUAUGUACUUCAGGGUGAAGUGUAUCAAAUACACACCCCUAUCACAACUCUCUGUGUAUAAAAGGAGAGGAAACUUCUGCAGAUCCUUAUUUUUCUGAAGAGCUGAGAAGAGAACCUGCGAGGGUUCACCAGCUUCUCAGAGCCAAAAUGGUGAAGUAUGAAGUGAUUGUAGCCACUUCGAACCUUGCUCAGGCCACCACCACAAACAAUGUGUUUAUUAAGCUGGUGGGCACAGAUGGAGAGAGCAAGCGGACAUGGCUUACAGGCGUUAAAGGUGCUGCCACUUUCUACCUGGGAGCUGAAUCUAAAUUCUCCGUGUCUUGCCCCACCUCUCUUGGAAAGCUGUUGCUGAUUGAACUCGACAAAAAGCCUCUACCCAUGUUUCCAGAAGACAACUGGUUUCCCAGCAAGAUUAAGAUUAAAUCCCCUGAAGGAGACACAUACUACUUUCCCAUUUACCGCUGGAUAGCUGGCUGUGAGGUUCACCUGUUCAGAGAGGGGACAGCUCUGCGGAUCUUUGAUGACAAUCAUCAUCUUGGAAAGUACUGCAGAGAGAAGGAGCUGAAGCUGAGGGAGGAACUCUACAGCUGGUUUGUUUAUAAAGAGGGACUGCCACAUUGCAUGAAGGCAGACAACCCUCUGUCUCUGCCCUGUGAGGUCCGCUUCUCUUUCACCAAAACAAAGGAGUUUGGCUUAACAGCAAUUACUGGGCUUGCAGAGCUGACACUGAAGGGACUGACCUCCAGCAAGGGGAACUGGUCAAAUAUCGAUGCUAUCAAAAAUGUUUUCUGCAACAAAAAAACAGCCAUCUCAGAAUAUGUCCAGAAAAACUGGAGGAGUGAUGCUUUUUUUGGCUACCAGUAUCUUAAUGGUGUCAACCCAUGUUUGAUCAGACGCUGUUCAGCCCUGCCAGACAACUUCACCAUCACUGAUGAGAUGGUGUUUCUCCGUGGUGGAGGUUGCUUAACAGAGGAAAUGCAGAAUGGAAACAUAUUCCUGUGCGACUACAAGGGUUUGGAUGGAGUCAAACCGAACGUGAUCAACGGGAAGAAGCAGUACUUGAUGGCUCCCCUCGUCCUCCUCCAUAAAACACCAGAUGACAAGAUGAUGCCAAUAGCUAUUCAGCUGAAGCAGACUCCAGGAGAUGACAACCCCAUCUUUCUCCCUACUGAUUCUGAGUAUGACUGGUUGAUGGCCAAGAUUUUUGUGAGAAGUGCAGAUUUCAGUGAACACCAGCUCAAUGCUCACCUGCUGCGCACUCAUCUCCUGGCUGAAGUGUUUGCUGUGUCUCUGCUGCGCAACGUGCCCAUGGUGCAUCCACUCUACAAGCUCCUCGUCCCUCACACUCGAUACACCCUGCAGAUCAACUUCUUAGCUCGACAGUUCCUCAUCUCUGAGAGCGGUGUUUUCACACAGUUUUCAGCUUCUGGUGGAGAGGGUAUGAUCACAAUCCUGAAGAGGUCACUGUCCUCAAUGACCUACACCUCCCUCUGCUUACCAGACGACAUCCAUGAGCGUGGGGUGGAUGAUGUGCCCGACUACUACUACAAGGAUGAUGGACUCAAACUCUGGGAUAUCAUCCACAGGUUUGUGAGAGGAGUGAUCUGUCACUACUACAAAACAGACGAUGAGGUCUGCAGAGACACUGAACUGCAGAAGUGGAUUCAAGACAUUUUUGAGCAUGGGUUCCUCUCCAACACAAACACAGGAAUCCCUCAGAGUUUUACCUCGCUGGAUGAGUUGAUAAAGUUCGUUGUGAUGGUGAUCUUCACUUGCUCAGGCCAGCACUCAGCUGUCAACUCUGGCCAGUACGACUACGGUGGCUGGAUGCCCAACACUCCCAUCUCCCUGCAGCGUGCUCCACCAACCGCCAAGGGGACAGCAAGCGAGGCCACCAUGCUGCAGACGCUCCCUGACAUCAACACAACAGUUCAGGGGAUGUCCACCAUGUGGCUGCUCAGCAAGCAGUCCUCAGAUUUUGUUGCUCUCGGCCAGUACCCAGAGGAUCAUUUCUUCGAGGACGUCCCCCGCAAGCUGAUAAAGGACUUUCAAGGAGAACUUGAAAUUUUAGGCACAGUUAUCAAAAACAGAAACAGGAGUCUGGAAGUUCCAUACAAUUACAUGGAACCAUCACUGCUGGAAAACAGUGUGGCUAUCUGAACACUGCAGUACUCGUUCCUGAUUUUUUUUUUUUUUUUUUUUUUUGCUUGUAAGACAUCUCCUCCCACCCCUAGAGGGUUUGAGUCCUCAUGAGGGGAUUCUAAUUAGCCUAGUUAGUCUUUAAAUUGUCCACUGAUGGCUUAUCGUAUUGUGCUUGUACUGUGAUUGUGUAAAGCUCAUUUCAAACCUUCUCAUGGCAACUUUGCCACUCGGCAAACUCAAUCAAUUCUGGGCAUUGGUAUGCAAGACACGGCUCUGCUAACUCUAACACUGAGGGCAGCUUUUCUCUGCAGAAACACAGCUGACUUAGCAUUGAGUAGAUUUAAAAAAAAUUUUCCUGAUUUAAUGUUUUUUGACAUACAGUAUCAGUUGUAAAUCUUAAACUGGGAUCUACUACAGUUGUUGAAACAAAUUGUCUCUCUGGUCCUGCUCUCUUGUCCUAAUAGUCCUGAUAAGGUUCUGAAUGCAUGUCAGUCAUUCACAAACUUACACCAGCACUGUCAUGCAAUCCUAAUAUAACUUUGUCUAUAAUUAAACAAGGGGAUAGUGGAUUAUACAUUUCUGGCUACUUUGAACUGCACUGUGAUCCACAGCAAUAAUUGAAAACUACAUAAAGGAAUAUCUUAUCUUAAAAAAAAAAAAAAAAAAAAAAUUGGAAUUUCCCCUUGCGGGACUAAUAAAGGAAUAUCUUAUCUUAAUAUCUUAAAGCUGCCUGGAAGAAAGACAACACAUUCACAGUAGGAAACUUUGUAGAAAGCUUCAUAGAGUUCAGCAGCAAUGUUAAAAACAUGCAAUUUUAAUUUGACUCCAUGCAAUCUUUUUUCUUCUAUGGUUUUGUUUUUGGGUUCUGAGCAAACUUAAAGAAGAAAUAAAUAAAAUGA
Messenger RNA from Cheilinus undulatus (humphead wrasse), 3044 nucleotides. RefSeq names its product polyunsaturated fatty acid lipoxygenase ALOX15B-like. The record is from RefSeq and is a predicted model, not a curated record. Gene Ontology annotation, biological process: linoleic acid metabolic process; lipid oxidation. The transcript has 15 exons. Bases 151 to 2163 code for a protein of 670 amino acids. NCBI's taxonomy places the organism in Eukaryota, Metazoa, Chordata, Actinopteri, Labriformes, Labridae. Gene Ontology annotation, molecular function: oxidoreductase activity, acting on single donors with incorporation of molecular oxygen, incorporation of two atoms of oxygen; iron ion binding; protein binding.